Molecule: messenger RNA, 1387 nt
Organism: Helianthus annuus (common sunflower)
Lineage: Eukaryota; Viridiplantae; Streptophyta; Magnoliopsida; Asterales; Asteraceae
Product: F-box protein SKP2B
Exons: 5
Coding region: 146-1225 (359 amino acids)
Biological process (GO): SCF-dependent proteasomal ubiquitin-dependent protein catabolic process
Cellular component (GO): SCF ubiquitin ligase complex
Molecular function (GO): protein binding
Source: RefSeq, a predicted model, not a curated record
ACUCCCAAACUCUAAAACACACACUGAUACACAAUCUUAUAUACAAACACAAUCUUUUAUACAAACACCACACAUAUCGAUCACAAGUAAAUCUGUAUUUUGCCAUCAUCUUCUGCUCAAUCUUUUACAGGCUUAACUAUUAAAGAUGAAAGGUGGUGAACUAGAGGUGUGUUUUGAGAGGUUGAUGAUGGUGGGAGGUGGUAGGGUUAAUAUUAUUAGUGAUUGGAAUGAGAUUCCAAUGGAGCUUUUGUUGAGGAUUGUGUCUUUGUUGGAUGAUCGGACGGUCAUAGUUGCUUCUGCUGUUUGUUGUGGAUGGAGAGAUGCUAUUUGUUUGGGAGUUACUCAUCUUUCAUUGUCUUGGUGCAAAAACAACAUGAACAAUAUGGUCCUUUCUCUUGCUCCCAAGUUCAAAAACUUAAGGGGUUUGAUCCUUCGGCAAGAUAAACCACAAUUACUUGAUAAUGCAGUUGAAGUGAUUGCAAAUAAUUGCCAUGAUUUAGAGGACCUUGACCUCAGCAAGAGCUUCAAACUUAGUGAUCGAUCUUUAUAUGCUUUGGCACAUGGUUGUCAAAAUCUUAUUAAGCUCAACAUUAGCGGUUGUUCUUCGUUUAGCGACAACGCACUUGCAUAUUUGACUAGUUAUUGCAAAAAGUUGAAAAUCUUGAAUCUUUGUGGAUGUGUUAAAGCUGCAUCCGACAAGGCCUUGAAGGCGAUCGGAUACAACUGCAGUCAACUUCAAUCACUGGUCCUAGGAUGGUGCGAGGAAGUUGGUGAUGACGGAGUAACAAGCUUAGCACAUGGCUGUCAUGAUCUUCGUGCACUCGACUUGUGUGGAUGUGUUCUUAUAACAGAUGAAAGUGUGAUAGCCUUAGCAAACAACUGCCCACACCUGAGAUCUCUGGGUCUCUAUUACUGUCAAAACAUCACGGACCAAGCCAUAUACGCAUUGGCUCACAGUCGAGCAACAAACAAGCACCAAGCCUGGGGUUCAGUGAGAACCAGGGAUGAAGAAGGGUCUGGGCUCAUGAACCUUAACAUCAGUCAAUGCACCGCCCUAACACCGCCAGCGGUUCAGGCAUUAUGUGAUUCAUUUCCAGCACUUCAUACUUGCCCAGGUAGACAUUCACUGAUUAUAAGUGGUUGCUUGAAUCUAACUUCUGUUCAUUGUGCAUGUGCUUUCCAAGCACAUCGUGUUGACCACACGCUUCCUCAUCAUGCUUAUUAAGUGACGUUGGGUGAUCAACUGGUUCGAAUGUGUUUGGUUCUUGUUGUUUUCGGUUACGAACAUGUAGAUGUAGUGUAUUUUUAAUUAACUUGUUAAUGUUUGGACAUUGGUAUCACAAGUGAACUUUCCCUUUGGAUUUAGUGGUAAUGGUGUUUUUGGUUA